AUGAGACUCUUUUGGCAGAUUUGGGAUACAACAGGACAAGAAAGGUUCAAUAGUUUAGGUGCUGCAUUUUAUAGAGGUGCAGAUUGUUGUGUUUUGGUGUAUGAUGUAAAUGCACACAACACAUUUGACACACUAAACAAUUGGCAUGAUGAGUUCAUUAAGCAGGCAGAUUUGAAUGAUCAUGAAGCAUUUCCCUUUGUGUUACUUGGGAACAAGGUUGAUGUAGAUGGUGGGAACAGUAGAAAGGUGACUGAGAAGAAAGCUAGGGAAUGGUGUGCUUCUAGAGGGAACCUACCAUACUUCUGUUUAAUUGAUACCUGUGUACUAAUCUUUUUGUCACUGGCAUAUAUUCAAGUAGGUGGUUACUGGUUCCCCCUUGUAUAAAUUAGAAAGAAAACUUGGAAAGGGUGGAUUUGGUCAAGUAUAUGUUGGUCGACAUCUUUCUGGUGGAAAUUUGAAUGAGAGAACUGGACCACCAUACGUUAAACUUUUGUUCCCAGGUUGCGUUAAAAUUUGAGCAUAGAAGUAGUAAAGGAUGUAAUUAUGGACCACCAUACGAGUGGCAAGUGUACAAGUGAGUGCUAGUUUUGACCUCUGUAUUUUCUCUUGGCUCGGUUUGUGUACCUUGCUUCUUUUCAAUCUUUUCCCUCUGCUUGUGCAGAAUUCUUGGUGGCAGUCAUGGUGUGCCUCAAGUACAUUACAAGGGCAGGUAAGGUGACUAUUAUGUUAUGGUAUGUUUCUGGGUCUUAUUCUAGAGCUUUUUGAAACGUUUCAAGCUUAUGGAAUUUUAUAUGAUGUUGUCCGUAAAGACAUCGAUUAUUUGGGAUAGCUUCUGUGGAAUUACUGCAUUUUAGAUGAAGGGCAUAUAAUCAAGAAUGCUAAGUCCAAAGUUACACUUGCUGUAAAGCAGUUAA
Molecule: messenger RNA, 914 nt
Organism: Arachis duranensis
Lineage: Eukaryota; Viridiplantae; Streptophyta; Magnoliopsida; Fabales; Fabaceae
Product: ras-related protein Rab7-like
Exons: 3
Coding region: 1-384 (127 amino acids)
Cellular component (GO): vacuolar membrane
Molecular function (GO): GTPase activity; GTP binding
Source: RefSeq, a predicted model, not a curated record